Elephantulus edwardii (Cape elephant shrew) is the source of this 1076-nucleotide messenger RNA. It is a transcript of the gene RDH5, whose product is annotated as retinol dehydrogenase 5 (11-cis/9-cis). Bases 26 to 982 code for a protein of 318 amino acids. The record is from RefSeq and is a predicted model, not a curated record. The transcript is spliced from 4 exons. Lineage: Eukaryota; Metazoa; Chordata; Mammalia; Macroscelidea; Macroscelididae.
ACCUGCAGGUCACUUGGGCUCCAGCAUGUGGCUGCUCCUGCUACUCGGUGCUUUGGUCUGGGGAGUGCUGUGGUUUCUCCGGGACCAGCAAAGUUUGGCUCCCAGUGAUGCCUUCAUCUUCAUCACGGGCUGUGACUCUGGUUUUGGGCGGCUUCUGGCACUACGACUGGACCAGCGGGGCUUCCGCGUCUUGGCAAGCUGCCUAACCCCCUCGGGAGCUGAGGACCUACAGCGGGUGGCCUCCUCCCGCCUGCAGACCAUCCUGCUGGAUGUCACUGAUGCCCAGAGUGUCCAGUGGGCAGCCAAGUGGGUAGAGACGCAGGUUGGGGAAACAGGACUUUUUGGCCUGGUGAACAAUGCUGGUGUGGCUGGUAUCAUUGGGCCCACACCAUGGCUGACACGGGAUGAUUUUGACCGGGUUCUGAGUGUGAACACCAUGGGUCCCAUCAGUGUCACCCUUGCCCUACUCCCCCUGUUGCAACAGGCUCGUGGCCGGGUGGUCAACAUCACCAGUGUCCUGGGUCGUCUGGCAGCCAAUGGUGGUGGCUACUGUGUCUCCAAGUUUGGCCUGGAGGCCUUCUCUGACAGCCUGAGGCGGGACGUGGCUCCUUUUGGUGUAAAGGUCUCCAUUGUGGAGCCUGGCUUCUUCCGAACUCCUGUGACCAAUCUGGAGAGUUUAGAAGACACCCUACAGGCCUGCUGGGCACGGAUACCUUCUGCCACACAGGCCCUGUAUGGAGAGGCCUUCCUCACCAAGUACCUGAAAGUGCAGGAGUUUAUCAUGAACCUGCUCUGCGACCCGGACCUGACCAAGGUGAGCAGGUGCGUGGAGCAUGCCUUGACUGCCCGCUACCCUCGAACCCGCUACAGCCCGGGCUGGGAUGCCAAGAUGCUCUGGCUGCCGGCCUCCUACAUGCCAGCCAGCCUUGUGGAUGCUGCGCUCACCUGGGUCCUUCCCAAGCCUGCCCAGGCAGUCUACUGAAUCCAGCCUUCCAGCAAAAGAUUUUUCUGUAAAUCCAGGACUCUUGAUGUCUUUCUGGCCCUGCCCUGUCACUGCCCAUGCCUGGCACAAAGUA